AUGUCGAAUCUUUUACGGACGUUGUUCCUCCUCGCCCUUCCCCUCGCUACCCUCCAAGCCACCCCCGUGAAGCCAGGGACCAACGUCGAUAUCGUACCAUUCGGCUCGCUUCCACUAUGCGCCCAAAGCUGCGGCAAGCUCUUUGACGUGGCAUACUCUUGUAUCCCCCCAGCGACCCCCGCGCCAGACACAAGCUGCUUCUGCAAAGAUGCCCGUACGACCUCGGUGGGACUGUCUGGCACUGCCAACACGUGCGCUGCUGUGUGCCCCGUCGCAGCCGAUCUGACGGCUAUUCAGACAUGGUACAACGGGCUAUGCGCAUCGGGUGGCACGACACCAACUACGACGACUGGGAGUAACGGCGCUGGAAGCACAGACACGGGAUCGACAGAUACUGGAAGCACGGGAGGUUCGACUGGAACUGAUGGCAGCACAGUCACGGCCCCCAAGAAGAAGACUUGGAUGGAGGCUCACUAUCAAUAUGUCAUCAUGAUUGUCAUCAUCGUUGUCGCUAUUGUCGGUGGCUGGAUCGCAGCAGCGUUCUUCCGCCGCAGGUACCUACGCAAGCGUGAACUGAACUAUGAGAUGAGGCCGCCGACUGCACCUUGGGUUACGGGCCAUUCGGGCCCUACCGGUCCCUAUGGCGGCGGCGGCUUUGGAGACGGCUCGGCAGGAAAGGAAGCCGCAAUGAUGACGACGCCGAUGACAGCGGCACAGGUGAAGAAGGAGAAGAAGAAGUGGUUUGUAAGUGAGAGGACGUGA
This is a messenger RNA of Pseudogymnoascus verrucosus, 762 nucleotides long. RefSeq lists its product as uncharacterized. The record is from RefSeq and is a predicted model, not a curated record. Bases 1 to 762 code for a protein of 253 amino acids. NCBI's taxonomy places the organism in Eukaryota, Fungi, Ascomycota, Leotiomycetes, Thelebolales, Thelebolaceae. The transcript has 2 exons.